This is a messenger RNA of Marmota monax (woodchuck), 4037 nucleotides long. It is a transcript of the gene Cdc14a, whose product is annotated as cell division cycle 14A. Bases 94 to 1890 code for a protein of 598 amino acids. Gene Ontology annotation, biological process: protein dephosphorylation; positive regulation of cytokinesis; cilium assembly. Gene Ontology annotation, molecular function: protein serine/threonine phosphatase activity; protein tyrosine/serine/threonine phosphatase activity. The record is from RefSeq and is a predicted model, not a curated record. Gene Ontology annotation, cellular component: spindle pole; mitotic spindle; nucleolus. NCBI's taxonomy places the organism in Eukaryota, Metazoa, Chordata, Mammalia, Rodentia, Sciuridae. The transcript has 16 exons.
GCUUCCCGGCUCCUGGGCAGUGGGGAAGCCCCCGGGGGCGGGUGACCUCAGCUGGCCACGACCCAGCCCUCCCCCGAGCGUAUCUCGCUUAAGAUGGCAGCGGAGUCAGGGGAACUAAUCGGGGCUUGCGAGUUCAUGAAAGAUCGAUUAUAUUUUGCUACUUUAAGGAAUAGACCAAAAAGCACAGUAAAUACCCACUAUUUCUCCAUCGAUGAGGAGCUGGUCUAUGAAAAUUUCUAUGCAGAUUUUGGGCCUCUGAACUUGGCAAUGGUGUACAGAUACUGCUGUAAACUGAACAAGAAACUAAAAUCAUACAGCUUAUCGAGAAAGAAAAUAGUGCACUACACCUGUUUUGACCAACGGAAAAGAGCAAACGCAGCAUUUUUGAUAGGUGCUUAUGCUGUGAUCUAUUUAAAGAAGACACCUGAAGAAGCCUACAGAGCACUGCUGUCUGGCUCAAAUCCCCCCUAUCUUCCAUUCAGGGAUGCUUCCUUUGGAAAUUGCACUUACAAUCUCACCAUCCUCGACUGUUUACAGGGAAUCAGAAAGGGAUUACAACAUGGAUUUUUUGACUUUGAGACAUUUGAUGUGGAGGAAUAUGAACAUUAUGAGCGAGUUGAAAAUGGUGACUUCAACUGGAUUGUUCCAGGAAAAUUUUUAGCAUUUAGUGGACCACAUCCUAAAAGCAAAAUUGAAAAUGGUUACCCUCUUCAUGCUCCUGAAGCCUACUUCCCUUAUUUCAAAAAGCAUAACGUAACUGCAGUUGUGAGGCUGAACAAAAAGAUUUAUGAGGCGAAGCGCUUCACAGACGCUGGCUUCGAGCACUAUGACCUCUUCUUCAUAGACGGCAGCACACCCAGCGACAACAUCGUGAGAAGGUUCCUGAACAUCUGUGAGAACACGGAAGGAGCGAUUGCGGUUCACUGCAAAGCUGGCCUUGGAAGGACAGGGACAUUGAUAGCCUGUUAUGUAAUGAAGCACUACAGGUUUACACACGCUGAAAUCAUCGCUUGGAUAAGAAUUUGCCGGCCAGGUUCCAUUAUUGGGCCCCAGCAGCACUUCCUGGAAGAAAAACAAGCAUCAUUGUGGGUACAAGGAGACAUUUUCCGAUCCAAACUGAAAAAUAGACCAUCCAGUGAAGGAAGUAUUAAUAAAAUUCUUUCUAGCUUGGAUGAUAUGUCUAUUAGUGGAAGCUUAUCAAAAAUACAAAACAUGGAAAGAUUUGGAGAGAAUAAUUUAGAAGAGGAUGAAGAUGUGGAAAUGAAAAAUAAUAUAACCCAGGGAGACAAACUACGUGCCUUAAAAAGUCAGAGACAGCCACGCUCCUCACCGACCUGUGCAUUUAGGUCUGAUGAUGCAAAAGGGCUCCCGAGAGCAGUAGUGUCCCAGCCUUUCAGAUUAAGUUCUUCCCCACAAGGAUCUGUGUCUACUUUGAAGUCUUCAAAAGUGGCUUUGGCCCCUUCAGCAACGGCCAAAAGGAUAAGCAGAGGUUCAUCUUCAGGCACCAGUGUGAGAAGCUUUUCUAUAAACUCCCGGCUAGCCAGUUCUCUAGGAAGCUUGAAUGCUGCAACAGAUGAUCCCGAGAACAAAAAGACCUCCUCAUCCUCUAAGGCAGGUUUCACAGCCAGCCCGUUCACCAACCUCUUGAAUGGCACCUCCCAGCCACCUGCCAGAAAUUACCCUGAGCUCAACAAUAACCAGUACAACAGAAGCAACAGCAGCAGCAGCAGCAGUGGGGGCAACCUCAACAGCCACCUGGGCCCCCACAGCGCCAAGACCGAGGAGCAUGCCACCAUCCUCCGGCCCACCUACACCGGGCUUUCUUCCUCUUCAGCGAGAUUCUUGAGCCGUUCUAUCCCUUCCCUUCAGUCUGAAUAUGUUCAUUACUAAGGCCUUGCCACUCGGUGGAAGCUGUUCCUUCUUAGACAUCUGGACAAGCCAUUCGGAGGAGGGCACCAGCUUGCUGGAAGGAUUUCUCUGCCUUCUUACCUUAAAUUAGAGAGAGCACUAAGAUAACACCUUCAAGAGACUUGAAACCAGACAGCUGGUUAAUGACUACUGUAAAUGCACUGAAACUAUGUUUAUGGAGAUUUCAACACUUUUUAUGACAGUUUUAAUGUUGAAUUUGGUAUUUUGAAAGUUAUUUUUAAUGUAUUUCAGUAAUACGUUUGUUAUUACAUUUACAUGUACAGUGUUACAUUAUGUAUGUAUUGUGAACUUCAAAAGACUAUUUUGAUAAAUUUAUAAAUAUAUGAAAUUUAUGUAAAAACUAGACUAUAUUUUGAUUUAGAUUUUCCUGUUGUUUGCUACCAAAAAUUUGUAUUUUAAACUUAUUUAGUUUUAGUAUGGCCUUUGUCUUUAAUAGUUCCUCUUUAUUAAGAAAAUGAAAGGGAGAAAGUUUUUAGGAAGUGGUUUUUAUGUUCCCACUGUGAAUAUGACAGAUCAGUGUGUUCUUUGGGGAUGUCAGUCUAAUUUAAAGAAUUCCUCCAAGUUUACUUCUACCAAGAGUAGACUUGUUUGAUAUAGUUUAUUUAGGACAAAACCCUUCUCCGUCAUUUUUGUUUCUUGAACCAUUGAAAUUAGCUUUGUAUCCUUGGAAACUUAAACAAAACAAAAAAAAACUUACAUCCAAGUGAAGAUUUUAGAGUCUCCUGGUUGUUUCUCCUGAAAGCCUGCUUUUUCUCUAUGAAAUGACUGAACAUUCCAAUUGCUUUUCUUUUUUUUCUCCUCUCAAAAGAGUGCUUUAAAAAAAUGCCUUAAACCAUUUAUUUUUGCCUCUGUUUUCUCUUUUGUACAUAUGCAGAAGAAGGAUACAUAUUUUAAAAUCCACAUCUAAGGUCUCUGAUCACUCUGCCUCUUAUCAUACAAUGAUUUUAACAACCGAAAAGCACUUCAAAAGAGUUAUUAACUCUAUUAGAAUAUUCUGCUUUUGGUACGAGGUGGUUGUUGCCUGACACCAGUUUAAAUUAAUGAGGGAAAACCUGAAAAAGAUGCUGCUAAGUAGUUCUUUAUAUCCGGGAGUUAUUUUUCAAACGAACAGAGUACAACUCCCUGACACACACGCAGGUGUAUCUGGAACUAAGAUGAAAAUGAAAGGACCCUCUUAUGGGUACUCAUAGCCCUUUCAUGUGAGUCUAAUCUUUUAUUUAGGUCUCCAGAAUCCUGUUGGCUUCAUUUCCAGGGAGCUGGAGGGCCUUACAUCUGGGUCUCUUCUGGCUGCUUAAGAAUGGACUCAUGCCCACCCUGCAAGUGCUGGGUUAGGGGAUUCAUGUGUAGGGCUUGACUCUGAGCAGUUGAGUUAUUUAUAAUGUAUUUAUUAGGAAGGGGUACCUUGAGACUAUUAUUAUGUGCUUCAGCAAGACAUCUUGUUCAUGUUUUAUGCUUUUAAAUAGACGUUUGAAUGAAUGUUUGACUCAGGUUUGUUAAAAUAACCUUCAAUAACUGCAGUACCAAAAAGUUGCGCUCAAUUGAUGAAAAAAAACAACAAAAAAAAAUGAAUUGUAUGUUUUAGGAGUCAAAACUUAAAACAAGUGGAAUUCAAUGGUAUAUAUUUUUUCUAAAGCUGAAAAAGUAUUUUAUUAAGAGUUAUUGUAAAAAAGAUUGGUUACUUAUAUAGGAAGAUGAUUGUAUUUUUUCAAAUGAUCAUUGAAAAGUAAUUCAGAUGAUGUUUGUGAUGUGUAGGGGAAAGGGAACCAUAUUGAUGUUUUUAGUUCUGUGAACACUAAUUUGUGUGCAGCUAUUAAAAUGAUUGUAAAGUUGACUACUGUAAAAUUUCCAUAAUUAUGUGUGUACAUAAAUUAUAUGUAUUUACAUGUGUAUGUCUUAAAAUUAUUUGUACACAUGUGCUUACAUAGAUACACCAAGAAGGGGAUGUAUAUAAUAUAGAAAGUAUAUAGCAAAGUAAUUCUACUCCAGUAAUAAAAAUUGUUUGACAUGUAUUUUGUUAUGAAUAGUUUAUCUUCCAAAAUAUAUUUUGUUCUAUUUUAAAGUAUAGACGAAUACACUGCUAAUAAAUAAUAAAAGUCUUAUGAAAUUUG